Molecule: messenger RNA, 6280 nt
Organism: Jaculus jaculus (lesser Egyptian jerboa)
Lineage: Eukaryota; Metazoa; Chordata; Mammalia; Rodentia; Dipodidae
Gene: Cfap65
Product: cilia and flagella associated protein 65
Exons: 33
Coding region: 707-6268 (1853 amino acids)
Source: RefSeq, a predicted model, not a curated record
UGCCCGCUCGCCAGCGGAAGGAACCCCUUUACAAACGAGCUGCUUUGAAGAGGACGAGGCCAGCCCAGGGGACGGGGUUCUGACCCACGUGGGCCAGGCUGACGCCCCAUGCGGAGAUGGAGUCCAGCAAGCAGUCUCCUGCGGACUUGACCAGCGGCUGCGUGAUGCUUGCUGGGCCGCCCUGACAUCCGGGGCCUGUGCUCUCCAUGCCCGGACUGGGACGAGACACGGUCGCUGCUAGAGAGAGAAAAUCGGGGAACGGCGGGUAUCAAAUUUGCACGGCGGGAUCCGGGGUGUCGCUUAGUGUUGUGGGGUGAGGGGCUUGCCUAGAAUGCUUGAAGCCUUAGUUGAUCCCUAACACCGAAAACGACUACAACAACCCCCCCUCCCAAAACACAACACAAAACAACAUCUGGGAGGCGCAUUCGCUUUCUAUGACUCUUGGCUCCUGUGGGUUGCCGUCGUUGCCCUGGGAUACCGAGAGACGCCCUGUCCUACGCGUCCCGUUUCUACGGAGACGCCUGCAUGGCGGCUGUUUGAGUGCUGAGCGUUGGGUCCCGGCGAGCUAGCUGCAGGAAAGGGAUCUGUACCGAGAGACCGCCUCCUCCGGGAAGUCGUGGCCAGGGUCCUCCCCGUGCCCUUCGCACAUUCCGGGGGACCGAGAUUUGGAUGAGAUUACUCAAGGAGAAGCAGCUCUAGGUGCCCAAUGCUCACCCAAGCAAGUCCAAACUCUGUCACAAGGCCCCGAAACUAUGUGGCCUCUACUGUAAACUCUGGAGGAUCAUGUCUGAGUGCCAGCACGAUGCCUGUGCCCACCAUCAACAGCAGCAGUGGGGCCAUGAGUGCCGACAGCAGCAGCAGUGUCCAGGUUGCCAGCCUCCUGGAUGCUCAGGGGUGCUUCUCACAGAAGCAGGAAAGAAUGAAGAAGAGAGUCAUGUGGGGCAUUGAGGUCGCCGAGGAGCUGCAAUGGAAAGGCUGGGAGCUGGGAAAGGAGACUACAAGGAACUUGGUUCUGAAAAACCUCUCCUUAAAAAUCCAGAAGAUGAAGUACAGGCCUCCCAAGACCAAGUUCUUCUUUACCAUCAUCCCUCAGCCCAUCUUCCUGAGCCCAGGCAUCACCCUCACACUCCCCGUCAUCUUCCGGCCGCUGGAGGAGAAGGAGUACGUGGACCAGCUAUGGUUUGAGAAAGAAGAGGGGAUGUUCUGUGUGGCCCUCAGGGCCACCUUGCCCUGCCACAAGCUAAUGUGCCCACCAUCCCUGAAGCUGCCCAUGUGUGCCAUCGGGGACGCAGUGGAUGCCUGGUUCUGCCUGAAAAAUGUGGGGGACCUACCCACCUUCUUUGCCUGGGAGGUCCCAAGCCCUUUCCAGAUACUUCCCACCACGGGGUUACUGGAGCCAAACCUGACCUGCAAGAUCAAAGUGACCUUUCAGCCUGUCAAAGCUGUCGUCCACGAAGUCGAGGCCACGUGCUGGUAUGGGGAGGGCUGCAAGCAGAAGAGCAGCAUCCAGCUUCAGGCUGUAGCUAAGUGUGCCCAGCUGCUGGUGAGCAUAAAGCGUAAGCUGCCAGAGGACCAGGAUGCCGAGGGCUUGCAAAAGGUGCUGCACUUCGGCUCCGUUGCUGUGGGCUGCGUAUCUGAGAGGCAGAUCCAGCUGUACAACCCGACUGGGGUCAACGCCCCCUUCAGGAUUGAAAUGGCUCCAGACAUGCAGGCCAAAGACCAGAUCUUUUGGUGCUCCGUAAACCAUGGCGUUGUACCCCCAGGAGAGAAGAAAUGUGUGUCAGUGUUCUUCCACCCCAAGACCCUGGACUACAGAACCAUAGAGUACUUCUCCGUCAUGCCUUCUGGCUCUGCCUCCCAAACCACGGUCCAAGUUGUUGGUUUCUGUCGAGGUCCCGCUGUGUUCCUGCAGCACGGCUGCGUCAAUUUCAGCUGGGUCAACCUUGGGGAGCGCUCAGAGCAGAGCCUGUGGAUUGAGAACAAGUCAGACUGCCUAGCUUACUUCCAGUUUGACAUUGACGGCCAGGACAGCGUCUUCAGUAUCAAGCCUGCCCUGGGAACCCUGGAAGGCAAGGCCCGCCUGACCCUGCACUGUGCCUUCCAGCCCACCCACCCCAUCAUCUGCUUUCGGCGGGUGGCAUGUCUCAUCCACCACCAGGACCCCCUUUUUCUGGAUUUGAUCGGGACCUGCCACUCAGAUAGCACCAAGCCAGCCAUCUUGACGCCUCAGCACCUUGUGUGGCACCGCACACACCUGGCUCGGGGCCUGGCGCUCUAUCCGCCUGACAUCCUGACGGCCAUGCUCAAGGAGGGGAAACUGGAGCAGGAUGCGGACGGGGCCCUCAUGGUGCCUGUGGAGGACCUGGAGGAUUUUUCAGCUCCGCCGUAUCCCUGUGUCCCCCCCAUGGCAGAGUACUUCUGUGAUGGCACCAGAGACGUGGCCAUCUUUCCCCCAGCCGUCAGUCUGGAGCCUGUUGAAGUGGACUUUGGAGCCUGCCCUGGGCCCGAGGUCCCCAACUCUGUCCCCCUGUGCCUGAGGAACUAUACCAAAGGCAAGAUCACAGUGGUCUGGACUCGCAGGUCUGACGGCCCUUUCUGGGUGACCCCAGACACUACUGAGGUGCCUCCACUCAAGUCCACCGCCAUGCGUCUGCACUUCCGGCCACCCGCCCCCAACUGCCUCUACGCUGCGGAGCUGGAAGCUUUUGCUGUCUUCAAGGUCCUGCAGCACUACAACAACGUCGAGGAGGACUGCACUCUGUCCCCGUCCUGGUGCCUGACGGUGCGGGCUCGAGGCCACAGCUACUGUGCUGCCUUGGAGCACCACAUCCCCCAGUAUUGCUUGGACGCACCUAAGCUGUUUCCUGCCGUGUCCUCUGGAAGCCCCUCCUACAGAAGCCUGCUUCUGGUCAACGAGGGCAACAUGCUGCUGACCUUCAGUCUGUCCCCCAAGAGCAGCUCGGACAUCACGCUGCGGCCCACUUCCGGCCUUGUAGUCCCCGGGGCCCACCAGGUGUUCCUUAUCUGCACCUACCCCAAGGGCACUUCCUGGAAGCAGCACCUUUUCUACCUGCAAUUCAACUUCUACCCCCAGUACCUCAAGGAGGUGAGCAUGCAGAGUCGGGAGGAGCCACUGCAGCUGGAGCUGGACAACCACAAAAGCAUCUUCUUCAAGCCCACCUGGGUGGGCUGCUCCUCCACCAGCAGCUUCACCUUCCACAACCCCACACGCCUGCCCCUGGAGUUUGAAUGGAGGGUCUCCCAGCAACACCGUAAGGUGCUGGCUGUCCAGCCCUCGAGGGGCAUCAUCCAUCCUAAUGAAAAUCUUAUGCUGACAUGGGCGUUCAGCCCUUUGGAGGAGACCAAGUACCUGUUCCGAGUGGGGAUGUGGGUCUGGGAAGCUGGCCUGCCCCCAAAUGCCAAGCCCCAAGCCACCAUGCACUACAUGAUCCGGCUGGUGGGCAUGGGAAUCACCAGCUUCCUGUCUGCACAGGUGCGGGAACUGGACUUCGGGAAUGUGCUAGUGAACAGUCGGCAGUGUAAGUCUCUGGUGCUUCUGAAUGAAGGCAACUGCACCCUCUCUUACCGCCUGGUGCCGGAGCAGCAUGAGCCCCAGGACUUCAACAACGACCCUCCUGCUCUGCAGCUGGACCCCUCAGAGGGGAGCAUGCCACCUCACUCCCAGGACACCAUCUGCCUGACCGCCUGCCCCACACACCAGUCCCAUUACUCCUGGACCAUCAGCUACACUAUCCUGUCUCACAGAGGUAACAUAAUUGGUGAGAAGGAGGAGCUGUGUCAGGUCUCCCUGAUGGCUGUGUACCCCUUACUCUCCAUCCUGGAUGUCUGCUCCAUGGGCAGCGCUGAGGGCAUCACCCGGAAGCACUUGUGGCACCUCUUCUCCCUGGACAUGCUCAACAGUUACUUGGCACAUAACCCCACCCCCUUGGAGCUGACCUACAAGGUUCCCACCCGGCACAGCAUGAGCCAGAUCCCCACUGUCUUCACCCCUUUGAAGCUUGACUUCAAUUUUGGGGCAGCACCAUUCAAGGCCCCUCCCUCAGUGGUGCUUCUGGCCAUGAAGAACAGUGGACUGGUACCCUUGGACUGGGCCUUCCUCUUUCCAAGCGACCAGCAGAUCGACCUGGAGAUAUGGGCAGAUCAAGCAGAGCUUAACCUCACUGAACUCCACCAGAUGCGUGCAGAGGACAAUUGCCUCUUCUCCAUCAGUCCCAAGUCUGGGUCCCUGAGCCCCGGACAGGAGCAGACGGUGGAGUUCAAAUACAGCCACCUGUUCAUCGGCACUGACCGUCUCCCUGUACUCUUCAAAGUGUCCCAUGGCAGGGAGAUCCUGGUACAUUUCAUAGGUGUGACAGUGAAACCGGAUCAGAAGUACGUGCACUUCACCUCCACGAGACACCAGUUCACCCCUGUCCCCAUUGGUGACACACUGCCCCCCCGUCAGAUUUAUGAGCUGUAUAACGGUGGCUCAGUGCCCGUGACAUAUGAAGUGCAGACCAACGUGCUGUUGCAGGUUCAAGAGAAAAAUUUCAAUCACCCCAUCUUCUGCUGCCUGAACCCCAAAGGGGAUAUCCAGCCAAGCACUACUGCUCGGCUCCUGUGGAUCUUCUCACCCAUUGAGGCCAAGACCUACACAGUGGAUGUGCCCAUACAAAUUCUGGGAUGGAACUCCGCUGUCAUCUCCUUCCAGGGAGUAGGCUAUGACCCCCAUGCCAUGGGUAACUCAGCCCCUUUCUACAACAUCUCCACAUGGGACAACAGCUCCAUAUACUCCAGGCUGAUGGUUCCUGGACAGACCGUCUUCCUGUCCCAGUCUCACAUCUCCCUGGGAAACAUCCCUGUGGAGAGCAAGUGCAGCCGCCUGCUAUUCCUCAACAACAUCUCUAAGAAGGAGACUAUCGUUUUUAUCUGGCAGCCAAGACCCCUAGACCUUGGAGAGGUAUCUGUGAGUCCCAUGGAAGGAGAGGUGGGCCCUGAAGAAGCAAUCCCAAUCCUGGUUACGCUGAAGACCUCAGUGCACGCCAGCUUCUACAGCAUGGACCUGAUAUGUAAGGUGUACAGAAAGGAACUCAUGAAGCAAUACCACCGAGAGCUGCAGGAGUGGAAUGAUGAGAAGGUGCGGCAAGAGGUGGAGUUCGUCAUCACCGACAGGAAAGUGAAGAGGAAAACACAUUGUGUGACCUGCAAACCCGUGAGGAGGUACGAGACGCUGCCCCCCAUUACAAACCAGCCCUCUACUGGCCAGCUUGCUAGCUGGAACCUGAACGCCACAAAAGAGAAGACAUCCUGGCCUUGUCCCCAGCCACCCGAGCCAGGCCUGCUCUGCCUGGGCCUCACUGCCCGGGCCCAUGCCACUGACUACUACCUGGCCAACUUCUUCUCCGAGUUUCCCUGCCACUUCUUGUACCGGAAGCUGCCACAGAAGAAGGCCCUCAGGGAAGAGCUGGAGGCUUCUGAUGAAGACUCUCCCAACAGCAAGGAGGCUCCUGUCUGCAGGCAGAAGAAGCAGCUUCUGAUCGACUGCCUCAGCACUAUCAUCAGGGGCUUACUGGAAGACAAGAACUUUCAGGAGGCUGUGGGCCAAAGCCUGGUAGAGCAGGUGCCUUACUUCUGCCAGUUCUUGAAUAAGCAGCCAGCCAAGUGCACGACCCAGAAGAACAGCAUGCACUUAACGCCAGUCCUGUCCCCGCAGUCCAGCUGCUGCGAGGAUGAGAAAGGCAAGGAGCAAGGGGAGGACAAGGACAACCUGGGGAGGGAGGAAGGCAGGGAAGAGGAGGAGGAGGACGAAGAGGAAGAGGGGGAGAUGGAAGAGGAGGAGCUGGGCAAGGAGGAGUUGGAGGAGGAAGAGGAGGAAGUAGAGAAGGAAGCGAGGUUGACCUGGUCAGAGAUUAAGAGUGCACAGCAGACUGUGUCCCAGCAGUCCCUACAGUGGCGAUGGCAGCAGGACCUGAAAGCCAGACUGAAGGAGGAGCGAGAACGAGAUGAAAAGGAAGCCAUUAGAAGGCUCCCUGCCUUCGCCAACCUGCAGGAGGCGCUGCUGGAGAACAUGAUUCAGAACAUUCUGGUGGAGGCCACGCGCGGGGAGGUGGUGCUCACCUCCCGGCCACGAAUCAUCGCCCUGCCCCCCGUGGCCAUGCACAGGACCGAUCCGCUGCUGCCCAUGCAGCAAGGAGAAACACCCUACCCAGGGGGGCCACUUCUGACUGACUAUUCGCUGGUGCCCAGCGCCUCUUACAUGCUGCCCUAAGUCCUUCCUGGC